UCAAAAAGUGGAAUGAUUUGGUGUUUACCAGAGAUAUCAGGGAUAUAUGUGUUUAUAUACCCUCCAAAUAUACAAUUUGUUGUGGAACUACAAGCCAAUCACCAAGAUCAUCGGCAGCCCGGAGCAAUUCAUCAACAUGGGCUCGACGAUCAACCUGACCUGCACGGUCCUCUUUUCCGCCGAGAUCCACCCCAACAUCAUCUGGUCGCGGAACGGCGAGGCGAUUGACUUCGAUUCGCCUAGGGGAGGUAUCAGUCUAGUCACCGAAAAAGGUUCCAUAACCACCAGCAGGCUGCUGAUCCAGAAUGCUGGUCGGACCGACUCCGGAUUGUACGCUUGUGCGCAGUCCAAGACGAACGCUGCCAGCGUUCGAGUGCAUAUCUUGAAUGUUGAGAGAAUGGCUCCCCAAAAUUUCCCAAACAAAUAG
Molecule: messenger RNA, 427 nt
Organism: Phaedon cochleariae (mustard beetle)
Lineage: Eukaryota; Metazoa; Arthropoda; Insecta; Coleoptera; Chrysomelidae
Source: the annotation of a GenBank genome assembly